AUGACAGCAAAUACAUUCGGUAUCCAUCAAUUUACAGUUUCGAAAAUGAUUGUUCAGGUCUGUAAUGCUAUUUCAAAAUAUCUUUCACCAGAGUAUAUUACAUUACCUAAAACACACGUGGAAAUGAGAGAAAAGGCAGCACAAUUUGAAACAAAAUUUGGAAUGGUUCAUGCUUUUGGCUGCAUUGAUGGUACACAUGUACCAAUCCGAAGACCUCAUAUGAAUUCUCAAGACUAUUUUAAUUACAAACAUUUUAUUUCAUUGAAUAUUCAAGCUGUUUGUGAUGCACAAGGCUAUUUCAUGGACAUAGAUUGUAGAUGGCCAGGCAGCGUUCAUGACGCAAAAGUUUUUUCGAACUCUGUAGUAAACAACAAAUUAAAACAUGGUACAAUGCCUCAAGUAUACAGCCAUCUGAUUCCUGGUCAUGUUCAACUAACCUAAUUACCUGAUUGGUGGUCCGGCCUACCCCUCACCCCAAAUUGCAUGAAAGAGUUUCAGACUUGCAAAAUAAAUGCAGAGGUUAUAUUCAAUAAUAUAUUAAGAAGUGCUCGCAAUCCCAUUGAGUGUGCAUUUGGACGUCUAAAAGCCAGAUGGUCCAUCUUGACAAGGAAAAUGGAUCUUCAACUGCAAAUAAUUCCAAAAGUAGUGCAUGCAUGUUUUGUGCUUCACAAUUUUUGUGAGCUACAUGCAAAUACCAUUGAUGAGGAAACUGUGAACUCUCAAAUGCAACAAAAUAGACUAGAAGAGGACAAAUAG
Rhopilema esculentum is the source of this 756-nucleotide messenger RNA. The record is from RefSeq and is a predicted model, not a curated record. NCBI's taxonomy places the organism in Eukaryota, Metazoa, Cnidaria, Scyphozoa, Rhizostomeae, Rhizostomatidae.